Messenger RNA from Dentiscutata erythropus, 1566 nucleotides. Lineage: Eukaryota; Fungi; Glomeromycota; Glomeromycetes; Diversisporales; Gigasporaceae. The record is from the annotation of a GenBank genome assembly.
AUGGAUUUUUACAGCCUCAAUGCGGUCGGAGACUGGACAUACGUCAAAGUAACGGAACACUAUCGUGCGAAACUGCAAAAAGAUCAGAGGCAAGUGCUAGAUUCCAUAAAAAAGGAUCUUCAGAAGGUUGUAUUGGAUUUCGAAUUUGACGAGACAAAGAGAAAAAAAGCUCAAGAAAUUCUUGAUCAAUGGAAGUGCAAGCUGGGUCUCUUAGCCACCAGUUAUGAACUCUUAGUUCGACGCUUAGUGCAAGCUGAGUCUCUUAGCCUAAGGAUAGCUCUUGGCUUGAUAUUAUUAAUUCCGUAUAUAAAAUACUUGAAAAAUUGGACAGUACAAAAACCAAAAUUGGAAUGUUCCAGCACAGCUUCUGACGUACAUUUGCAGGUUAAUAAACUAAACCAACUUAACAACUUGACUGGAGAUUUUGCAACCCAGAACAUCGACAAUCGCCGUGUAAGUUCGAGAAAUCAUCAUUGCGAUGAUCAAGAAGAAAAGAGAAACACCAAACCCACUUCUUCAGUCGAUGGUUCUGUAGGUGAUUUGAAUGGCGACCAAGUUGCUGAAAUUGAUGGAAUUAUUGUAAAUAAGGAAAUAUGGACAAAAGUUAUGGAACGAUUGAAAAAAGAAAAAUUGCGAGUGCAGUCUAUUGAAUCCCGGAUUGUGGAUCUUUCAAAUUGGACGCAAGUCGAAUGGAACAGGAUUCUUAAGGUAUCGGAUUAUUCGCAAUUAUUUAUCAAGUCAAGAAAAAAGCUCUGCAAGGAGAAGAUUGACAAGAAUAUGCAACAAUUGCUACACGAUGAAUCUGGUCGGAUUCGGUCAUUAAACGAUCUAGAAUCAUGGAAAAAUAUAUUUACAAACUUAGCAUCAUCUGAAGAUUCGCGAUUAACUGUUGGAAUAAUCCAUCUCUGUUUACGAAGAGAGAUCAAUGUCCUGAUCAUGCAACAUCGAGAACGGGACUUUAUUGUUAAGAUUCUGGGUCCAAUAAUUGGCAUGCUUUUAGAAGAAUUCGAUAUCGGUACUUUUGAGCUUAACUGGAUCGAAAAGAAGUCUCGUAGUGUUACGAAUCGAAAACGAAAGGCCUCACUACUACCACUUGAAGUGGGAAAUACAGGAGAACCCAUUGAUGAUACCAAAUAUCGAAAGGAUCAUUCAAAACUUAAGGUAGUAAUGAAAGAUUGUUUAGAUACAUUGUGGAGCAAAUUACAUUUCAAAAAGGCAGAACUUGAAGAAGUUUUUAUCAUUGGCACUCAAAUUACUGGCACAAGAUGGACUAUAUACUCUCUCUCUUAUGAUAGUUCUCAAAAUUUUUAUUUUUUCGUUGAGAUGGCAACACUGAUACUUCCAACAACAUUCUCCGAUAUGGAAGAUCUUUUGCCAAGUUUUUUGGAAAAUCUUCUUGCUUUACGGCACACACUAAUAGACCUAGCUACAAAGAUACGAAAAAUCGCUCGAAAACGACUUAAUACACCAUCUCCACAAUCGUCACCAUUACAUGAAACAACAAAUACCCCUGAAGUGAAAAAACAAAAGCAAGAUCCUUUUUGGAUCUUAGAUGAUUUGUAUUGA